AAAACGAAGUAAAGGCUGUUCUAAAAUGAUUUUAUAAUCCAACAACCAGACGGCAAAUACAACCCGAAAAACUGAGACGUCAUCCGACUUUUCUUGGCCUAGCUGAGAGGCUAAUCUGAUAGCACGAUGAAUCGCUCCGACGACAUGAAGGUGGCCUCGCUGAAUGACUUCAAGCUGGAAGCGAUGGCCUCCGUGGGCUGGGCGGUGGACUCGGACAUCCCCAUGGCGAAUGCCGAGAACCUGGCCAUCCUGAAGGAGCUGGCCACCCUGAGGGCGUUGAAGCUAGAGGUUCAGCAGCACAUGAAUUCGCUGGACGAACGCGAGAAGGCGGUGGAACGGCAUAAGAAGAACAUUGAGGGCACUAUUCAGCAGAAUAUGACGCUGUAUAGCUCCUUGAAGGAUGACGUUAUUAAGGAGGCGCACAAGGUGCAGCUGGUAAUCUUGGAGCGCAACAAGAUCAAGGAGGAUCUACGCAAGACUCAAAAGGAGCUGGAGGAGUAUACUGAAUAUGCGGAGGUCACUGAACGUAAAAUCUGCGAGAACAAGCGCGAGAUCGAUGAGCUGACUUCCCGGAUCAAGUCGGCCAAGACCACCCUGGUGGAGUGGACGGAAGCCAUGGAGGACGGGAAUAAGGGCUACCAGCUGAUCGAAAAGUACUAUCUGGAUGACCAGCAGAAGGCCCGCGAGUUGAACACCAAGCGGCAGCUGUUGCAGGCGGACAUCGACAAGCGGCGCAAGCAGGUGGUCCUCCUCUACGACGAACAGAUGACGCUGGAGAAGAAUCUGGAGCGGACCGCCUGUCUGUAUAGGGCUGCUCACACGGAGCGCCGCCAGAUGGUGGACACGUGGAAGAGCGCCGUGAACCAGAUGACCCAGCGGGAGCACGACAUCCAGCGCAGCGAGGUGGAGUGCGCUGAUCUUGCCCAGACGUCGCUGGAAACGGCCCUGAUCUACAAGAAUCACGAUAACCAGCUGACCGAGGUGAUCGACAACAACCGCCAGGUGGAAAUCGGCAUCGAGGCUCUGAACGAGGAGACAUCCGACAUGAAGAACCAGAUACAGAUCAUGAUCGACGCCUCGCUGCUGAAGGAGCGCGAGAUCGAUGGCCUGCGCCGGGAACUGGAGAACCUCUCGAAUCGGGUGCAGCUGCAGCGCAUGGACAACCGCAGUCUGAUGAAGAGACGCGACGACAAGGCGAAGGAGAUAGAGAACUUCGCCUCGGUGAUGGAGAAGGUCAAUGCCCGGCUGAAGAAUAUACAGAACAAGGCUCUCAACGCGGACCAGCGCCUCCACAUUCUGGAGGAGAUGAUGGAGGCCGAGGAGAGUGCGCUGAGGAACCUGGACAAGGAGCAGGAGAAGGUCAAUGAUAUGCUGUACCGCACCCAGAGGCAGGUAAAGGAGCUGCAGGACGAGGAGAAGGUCCUGACUGUCCAGAACGACUCCCUGAACUCCAAUCUGGCGGCCAUCAAGCGCAGCCAGCAGCAGGUGAACAACGAGCUGAAGCGCCAGACGGAGAUCCACUACAGCCUGUCCUUCAAGUACCUGGAGGCGGAGCGGCGCUAUGGCGAGGCCAAGGGCCUGGUGGAUGACCCCGAGGUGGAGGCCAUCAACAUGGCCCGGCUGAACGUACUGGAGCAGGAGUACGAGAAGCUGCACCGCCUCAUAGCCACCACGGAGGCGCAGAACAAGAAGCUCAACUACAACAUGAACAACCUGGUGGUGCAAUAUAACGCCGACGAAAAGGAACUCAAUAUGGUCAGGUUCAAGAUCAAGGAGGCACAGGUCUACUGCGAGGGCACUGUCAAGAGACUGCGCCAGAACCGCCACGAGAACUCCGAGCUCAUAGUGGAUCUCAACAUGGUCAAGAUGCGCUGCAGCGACCUGGAGGUGGGAAUCGGUGGCUGCGAGCAGGGCACCUAUGACCUGGAUCAGCAUCGCCUCGCCUUCCGGCGGGCCAUCAAGGAUCGCAACGUCGAGCUGCACAGCCAGGAGGAUGUGCUCCUCUUGAAAAAGAAGCACCUAAACGAGGAGCUCAGCACGUUGCGUGCCGAUCUAGGCGAGCGGAAGAAGCAGAUAGAGGCGAUGAAGGCCCGGUUCGAGCUGACCUCCCAACUGCUGGGCAAGAACGAAGAUGGUUCCAUCAUGACCAGCACUCAGCUGAAGGUGGAAAGCGCCCAGGAGCGCCAGAUGUUGGCCGACGAGGGCGACGCCCUCAACAAGAAAGUGCUGAAGGCGGAGAAGGAACUGGUUGCUCUGGAGAACACGCUGCGCCAGUUCGACAAGUCCAAUGACAACUACCGCAAGACUUUUCGUCCUGUGGACGAUAACUCGAAGGAUCGUGAGCGCGCCGAGUUGGAGCUGAAGGACCUGGAGGCGGCCUACUGCCGCGAUCUGGAGAAUCUGAAGGUGCUGCGAUGUAAGGCACAGCAUUACGACCAGAAGCACGCCGCCCAAAAGGCUGAGGAGGAGGACCUGAUCGCCAAGAUUGAGCAGGCCAGAGCGAGGCGCGCGGAGCAUGCGGCGGUGCUGGACAAGAUCGAGCGCGAACUGGACGACCAGCGGCUGAAGCUGGACCGGGCGCAGCGCGAGAUCCGGACGCAGAUGCGGGAGAUCAAGGCGCGGCCGAUCAGUGAGGAGUAUCUGGCCCAGUUUGAGCGGGAUCUGAACCUGCAGGAGCUGGAGGCGCGCAACACCAAGGCGCUCAAUAUGCUCGCCGAUCUGGCCAGCAGCGAUGCCUCCGGCACGGAGAUCAUGCAGUUUAUUCUGCGCAAGGGCGUCAAGAUGCCGAUGCACCUGAAGCGCACCCGCAGCUGUGUGUCCUGGAACAGCAGCUCCUCGGCCAAGUCCUCGAAGAGCCCUGGCUCCUACAUCAGCGUCAAGGGGAAGACCUUCCUCGGCGGCGGGUCGAGUGCCAGGUCCUCGGCCUCCGACGUGAGCUCCCUUAAGGACGACACCUCCUCGACCUCCUCGCAAUCAGGCCUCAGCAUCAUAUCACUUGAGUUGCCCAUGCCGAAGAAAAAAUAGUUUCAUUUAUUUCAUAUUUAUUUUAUUAUUAUUUUCGCCCAUUCAAUGAUCUCAGCCCGCAUGCUUGUUGCUCUGGGCUUCACGUGCUCGACCAUCGCACUGUUUACAAAUCGACCGUCUAAACGAAACAGCGAAUAAAAUGCGUUCUUAAAGCGGGUCAAAACAAGAGAGCGACGGCGGCAAUAAAAAUAGCCCCCAACAAAUCCGAUGGGGGUAUUUAAAAGUGUAAAA
Molecule: messenger RNA, 3255 nt
Organism: Drosophila rhopaloa
Lineage: Eukaryota; Metazoa; Arthropoda; Insecta; Diptera; Drosophilidae
Gene: Ccdc39
Product: coiled-coil domain-containing protein 39
Exons: 4
Coding region: 127-3024 (965 amino acids)
Biological process (GO): cilium movement; cilium-dependent cell motility; inner dynein arm assembly
Cellular component (GO): axoneme
Source: RefSeq, a predicted model, not a curated record